Molecule: messenger RNA, 3447 nt
Organism: Dermacentor andersoni
Lineage: Eukaryota; Metazoa; Arthropoda; Arachnida; Ixodida; Ixodidae
Product: sulfotransferase ssu-1-like
Molecular function (GO): sulfotransferase activity
Source: RefSeq, a predicted model, not a curated record
UGUAAAGCCGAGCAUCUGGCCGACAAGUUCCAUUGUUAGCUUUGUAAAGAGACAGCACCCAGAAGCCGGGUCGCAGCAGCCUGAAUUCAGCAACCCGGCCAGCAUCUACAAUGAACUGUGAGGACUACACCAUUAUCCGAGGCCUGCCAAUGGCCAGCUUGUUUCCCGAAGUCAACGUUCGUUCGGCGAUGGAUUACCAGCCAAGCAAUAGUGACGUGAUCAUCGUUAGUUACCCAAAAUGUGGCACGACAUGGACCCAAUACAUUGUGUCUAACAUUAUAACCAAAGGCAAACCACCAAAUGAUCCAGGAGAGUUUAUGCUGCACUCUCCCUUCAUAGAAUUGUUUGGCGCUGAAUCUGCAAUGAACCCAGCAAGAAGAGGUCCCAUUAUAACGCAUCUGCCAAUGAACGUGUUCCCGUACACCAAGCAGGCAAAGUACAUUUAUGUCACCAGGAAUCCUUACGACUGCUGCGUCUCGAAGUAUCACUUCUUGAAAGGCAUCACGCCAAAAGCUUACGAAGAUGCCUCCUUUGAAAGCUUUGUUAAAAAAUUUGUUUCCGGACGACUGCUCUACGGAGACUACUUUGAUCACCUGCUUCCUUGGUAUGAUCAACGAAACGAAGCAAAUGUGCUCUUCCUCACGUACGAGCAGCUGAAAGCCGACACGACGCAGUGGAUUUUCAACAUAGCCGAGUUUCUUGGCGAGGAGCAUAUUAGGGCUCUUAUGGAAGAUGAUGUGCUCCUGCGGAGUGUAGUAGAAGCGGCGAGUCUGAGGAAUAUGAAGGUUGUCUUUAAUUAUAGCCCGCACGAUAGAGUAAAUCGUAUGCUUGAACUUCCACCGGAAAAAUCUCUGAAGCUUGCCGAAGUCUUCAAGAAAGCACCCGUAACGCAUAAAGAAACGCAUGAGGGCUGCGGCUAUGUCCGCAAGGGAAUUGUAGGCGACUGGAAGAGUCACUUCACACAGGAGCAGAUUAAACUAAUGAAGGCGUGGAUUGAAAAGAAGACUAAAGGAAGCGAUGUGAUGCACUUGUGGAAAGACAUAGAUCUCCCUUGAGGUGUACGGCGCCGAAUAUUUGUCAUUGUUCUGUAAAACACCAGCGGGCUUCCAGAGAAAACGGAUGUUUAAAAAAUGACAGCACUUGUGGUUAUUGGUGCAUUGUCACCCAAUUGUAGCUUGCUCAAUCUGUAACAUCGCGAUGCACUUAGAUAUUUAUGCGAACCAGGGAAAAGUAGUGUAUCUAUGUACGCUUGUGCAAAUGAGGUCGAUAGCUUACGAAGAAGCUAACGCGCCAUACAAAAGGCUAUAAACAUCAGCGGCAAGAUUGCUUUCGUUGUAAUUUUUUUCUUCUGUCAGAGAGAAGCUAAAUAGAACAAAAGUUUGACCUGUCUAAGGACAUCACCCUUCUACGAUGGCAAAAAUAAGCAUCCCCUCUUGCCGUGAGAAGAAGCGAGAAAAGCGAGAAAAAGCGUCAAGACAAAGGACCAGUGGCACAGCCGCAUUGAAGUUCUCGUACCACCUCACGGUGGCGUCAAUAAUUUCUAUCACGCCUGUUGGGAUUGAGUUAAUGUCUUCUUCGUUACCAUAGAAUACAUCGCACUGUAGAAAUACAAAGACUGAAGUAAACGUGUUUUGAAGACAUUUGCUGAGUCACAAUGGCCCAAAUAUGAUUAAAGAAGAAGUAAAAUUUGUGACUUCUUACUGAUAUACUCGACCUCUGAUGGUGGCGCGAAAUUGCGAAAAGUUAGACCAAAGUUAUAUUUAAAUACUGAUUUAUUAAAAAAGGAGUCUGCUAAAGCAUUUUAGCACAGUCCCAAGACCACAACUGGUGCCCAGCCGCCCCAGCUGUCUUCGCGCUCUUGUCCGAGCGGUGGGUGAACUCGGCAUGUUCGCCGGUCAAAAGGUGGCGUCAUAUCGGGCUAUUUGUUUAUUCUACUAUACAUUAGGGCUGGUGUACUCGCUCAAUGUUAAAAAUAGAUUUUCAGUGUAUUUAUUUUUGUAAAUCAAAUGCACUCUCUGACAAAGACUGAGUAGCCAUAUGGCGCCAUCCGCACCAACAAGCUUCCUUUCUAGAUUUCGUAUGGUACUACACUUCAUAGAGCACGCUUGAAUGUGCACAAAAUUUGUGAACCACAUGUUGUCUAUACAAAUACCGUAAGCUUGACACAGAACACCAUAUGACCAAAAACGCCCGCGAGAGCUGGACUGAAGAUGAAUCGCAUUUUUCAUGGCGAGAAGAAAUGCAAAUUAAGGGGCCAAAUUGUGGAAAACUAAAAAAAUGAAAACGCAAAACCUGCCUGAGGGCAUCCAUCUUGCGUCGCGCUUAACUUCGUGGUGACUCUUACACCAGUGAUCAGCUGGCAGAAUAGGAAGCCUUAUUGCAAAACACACUACUAUUCGUUCCCAGAACCCAUGUCCGCGCCUAAAUAUGGGCCCAGCGUCACAAUGGAUGCUGCAGCGCUGGACUGGUGUGGCACACUACGAGCUACUUGGUAUUGACGCACAAAGAGGCUUCAGAUCUAAAAGGACAGCGAGAGCAUGUAUACGACUAUAAUAUUACAUACGGAUAACAUACAUAAGGAUAUAUAAUUGUGCUGACUAUUUCGUGUGCGAGCACCAUAGACUGGAAAAGCACGGCUUAUUUAAGAAUACCGAUGGAAAAGCUGAACUCUAUAUAGUCUCUUCUCGUCAGAGUUCUCUCUCCUCCAGUUCAGUUGUGCCACUUGUGUGCAACUGAACUCAGCUGCCAGUCUUAUUCGAAACUUUGUUGGAAAGGAACCAUCUCAGCGAAGGUGCUCAGCGAAAGCUAAAGUUUGGGCAUAUGAGCUUCAGAAGCUAUUGGUUACUUUAUUGAGUACAGCUCACACAAAUGAUGGCAAUAAACUUAUCUAGCUCUGUUUUCGGUUUCUAGCUCUGUUUUCGGCACCUUGUAAGCUGUCCAGUCUGUGCAAUUUAACUAGACUUGAUAGGAAAAAGAAAAUCGAGUGCAGCACUAACCACAGGAACAAGUUUGUGCCUUGUAGAGCGAAUGUCAUCUAUGAGAUUCCGCUGAGUUGUGGCAACGUGUACGUUGGACAAACAGGCCGCUGCAUUAAUAUUAUAUUAUUAGAACAUGCCAAUUCACUAGAUGAUUCUAGAGGACAGCAUCUUCCUAAGCAUUGCAAGACCUGCAGGCAUGACGGCAAAGUUUCUACUCCACUUUUCGGCAGGACUAAGAUUGUCGGACGCGCAAGUGAUAAGAAAGAGCGUGAAGUAAUCGAAGCUUUAGAAAUCGCGAAAUUAGGGCCGGAUAAAUGUGUUAGUGAGGCUUCCAUACAUUUGUACCGCAAGGAGUUGGCGUUUCUUGGCUUGACUACUUGAUAGCAGCAUUGGUCUUUGCGGCUGGUGCGCACGCGUUCUGUUGUUGGUAGGAAGGUGGCGUUGGAGCAUUAAACCAGUUGUUAGUCUG